Messenger RNA from Scylla paramamosain (green mud crab), 675 nucleotides. RefSeq lists its product as uncharacterized. The transcript has a single exon. The record is from RefSeq and is a predicted model, not a curated record. The coding region runs from base 1 to 675 and encodes 224 amino acids. NCBI's taxonomy places the organism in Eukaryota, Metazoa, Arthropoda, Malacostraca, Decapoda, Portunidae.
AUGAACGACCAAGAGACGUUAAGCGAGAAGGCAAAGACGCAGAGGAAGGAAGAGGCCAAACAACCCAGCAAGAAAAGGAGGUUAGAGAGCAUGGAAGACUGCGGCAGCCACAGGGCCAACACGGAGAUGGAAGGCGUUAAAGAGAUGAAGCAUCGCACCAACAACAAGGGAGACCAUAUGAAAGGCUGUGAGAGCAGCAAGAGCAGCACGAAGCUGUAUGAUGGCAAACAGGUUAAGCAACACAACAAGAAGAAGAGGAAGGCGGGAGACAUGGAGGACUAUGACACCCGUAAAAAGAGGAAGGUGGAUGGCGGUGAAGAGGAUAUGGAACACGGAGAGCAGGAGAAGAGGAAGGAUAGAAAAGAUAAGAAAACGAAGGCCACGGAGGGCGAGAAAAAGGCCAAGAAGAGAAAGACGCAGGAUAUUGAAGACCACGAGAGCCAGCCCAAGAAGAGCAAGAUGCAGGGUACAGAAGAGGACGAGAGCCUGCCCAAGAAGAGGAAGACGCGGGAUACAGAAGAGGACGAAAGCCAGCCCAAGAAGAGCAAGACGCAGGACAAGAAAGAGCACGAGAGCCAGCCCAGGAAGAGGAAGACGCGGGAUGCAGAAGAGGACGAGAGCCAGCCCAAGAAGAGGAAGACGCGGGAUACAGAAAAGGACGAGAGCCAGCCCUAG